Molecule: messenger RNA, 614 nt
Organism: Paramecium tetraurelia
Lineage: Eukaryota; Ciliophora; Oligohymenophorea; Peniculida; Parameciidae
Exons: 4
Cellular component (GO): intracellular membrane-bounded organelle
Molecular function (GO): 2 iron, 2 sulfur cluster binding
Source: RefSeq, a predicted model, not a curated record
AUGUCUUAAAUCUUGAAGAAGGCAGCUAAAUAUCGAUCUGUCUCUACAAUCCUCCAACACGGAGAAGCCCAUCUUAGAGACCCCUAUACAUUGCCUCCAGAAAUAGUCACUCCUCCACCACCCAGGAAGGAAAGAAAACCGGAUGAUAUUACUGAUUUCCCUGAAUAGAAAUUUGUCCUGCUCCCAGAGUCCAUUCCAUAUCCAGAAGGUAAGUAUAGACCCGCUUCAGUCCCGUAUGUUGCUGGUUUCUAUCCCUACAAUUGUUAUCUCCAAAAGGGAAAGAUCUACUAAUGGUGUUCAUGCGGUAUCUCUUAAUCAAAUCCAUGGUGUGAUGGAAUGUGCAAUGCCUCUGUCACGAGAAAUAGACCAAUUAAAUUUAAUGUUGAUACAUCAGGAUAUUAUAAAUUGUGUAAUUGCAAAUAGAGUGCCAAUGCUCCUUUUUGCAAUGGCACACAUAGAUAAGUGAUUCGCUAAUAUCAUGAUGGAUUUAGAGGUUUUUAUGAACUCUGGGGAUGGGCAGCAUUUAUGGGAACCACCGGUUUUAUGGUUUGGAAUUUCCACAAUUGAUAUUUGAAAUGCACAUACAAUAUUAUAAUUUAACUAGAAUUUAUUGC